AUGAACUUGAGUAUCAAGCAAGAGUCCUUCCGUAUAGAGACAAUGAUGAGCUCCCUGCGGAAGGAGUGUGUUAACUUGUGCUGCAGGGACCUCUACAGGGAUGCAGAGCUUACCAAGGACGAGGUGCACUGUAUUGAUCGCUGUUCAUGGCGUUACUUGCACACAAACAAGAUCAUCUCCAACUCACUAGACCGCAAGAUUCAAGGAGGAGGCAAGAAGCUGAUGUGA
Messenger RNA from Leishmania braziliensis MHOM/BR/75/M2904, 228 nucleotides. RefSeq lists its product as hypothetical. Bases 1 to 228 code for a protein of 75 amino acids. NCBI's taxonomy places the organism in Eukaryota, Euglenozoa, Kinetoplastea, Trypanosomatida, Trypanosomatidae. The record is from RefSeq and is a predicted model, not a curated record. The transcript has a single exon.